GCGACUAUAAAUCGACCAUUCGGCACUGUCUCUUCGACACAAAUACACAGUCUCUUUCCCUCUCCCUCUCCUUCCACAUAAGAUCUUUGUGUGGCUUGUUUGUCUCAGCUUUGUUCAUUUCUUUACUAGAAUCUACUCUUUAAUUCUUGUAGCUUGAGGUUCUAAGACAGAGCAGAGCAGCACUCUGUUUUUGCUUCUCUGUUUCGUUCACUUGCUCAUCCUCUGAAGAAUCUGUUAAGAAAGUCCUGACUGAAGAAAACUGAGAAAAAUGACAAACCAAAAUGUGGUAGUGCCUGAAUCAACCAUCAACUUGGCCAUCACAGUUGCUGUGGCGAACUCGUCGAUCUUUUCUACUGCAGCGCAGAAGCCUCCGGCGGCGCCAGGAGGGUAUAUCUCCAUUUCAAGAAAGAAUUUCUUGAAGAACCUUGAAAUCAAUGGUGGAGCUACAAUUAAUGCCUUGGUUGACUCAAUGAGAGCUUCCUCUCCUACCCAUCACAAAUCCACACCUUCUCUUGUUGAUGACCAAACUUCUUGGAUGGAUCAACAUCCAUCCGCCUUGGAGAUGUUUGAGCAAAUAAUUGAUGCUUCAAAGGGGAAGCAAAUAGUGAUGUUUCUGGACUACGAUGGAACUCUGUCUCCGAUUGUGGAAGACCCAGACCGAGCUUUUAUGUCAAAGAAGAUGCGAGCAACAUUGAGAAAGUUAGCAAGGUGUUUUCCAACCGCCAUAGUUAGUGGCAGAUGCAGAGACAAGGUGUAUAAAUUUGUUAGACUGGCUGAGCUCUACUAUGCUGGAAGCCAUGGCAUGGAUAUUAGAGGACCAGUGAAAGGAGGAUCCAAAUACAAGAAAGGUGGUGGAGCUGUUCUCUGUCAACCUGCCAGUGAAUUUCUUCCUAUGAUUGAUGAGGUUUACAAGGAACUUAUAGAGAGAACAAAAUCAACUCCAGGCGCUAAAGUGGAGAACAACAAGUUCUGCUUGUCUGUUCAUUUUCGCUGUGUUGAAGAAAAGAAAUGGGAUGAACUAAUACAGCAGGUUAAAUCAGUAAUUAAGGAGUACCCAAAGCUUCGACUUACACAAGGAAGGAAGGUGUUAGAAAUCCGACCUACCAUCAAAUGGGACAAAGGGAAGGCCCUCGAAUUUUUGUUGGAGUCACUUGGAUUUGCUAAUUGUAGUGAUGUAUUCCCUGUUUACAUUGGAGAUGACAGAACAGAUGAAGAUGCAUUUAAGAUCCUGAGAGAAAGAGGACAAGGUUUUGGGAUUCUAGUGUCCAAAUUUCCAAAGGACACCAAUGCCUCUUAUUCUUUGCAGGAACCCAACGAGGCAAGUACACAAUAUAUACAAUAUAUAUAUGCAUGUCUUUAAUUUACAUUUUUGUAUUAAUUUUUAUUUCUAACAUGUAAUAUUAAUUGUUACAGGUUAUGGACUUUUUGCAGCGAUUGGUGGAGUGGAAACAGAUGUCCUUAGGAGAGGAAGCCAGUGUGUAAAGAAGAGCACUGCUUCUGCAAGUAUUGACAAAUAUAUAUAUAUAUAUACCAAAAUGAUAUAUGUCCAUAAUUUUCCCAUCCAUAAACUUACAUAAUCUAGGUGACAAGCCAAAUUGGCAUAAGCAUGCCACAUGUUUAAGUAAGUUUAUGGAUAUUUAUUUUAUGGAUGUGUAGUACUUCUGAUAUAUAUAUAUAUGUAUAUACAGUUUUUCUCUCCUAAUGGUGUAAUUUGCGGGUAUAAAAUGCGGGUUUCUUUAACAACCAUUGGAUCAAUCUCUGCAUUGCCAUCCUUACCACCACAUGUAGGGAUCAUUCUUGAAACAGACUCCCAAAAUGCUUUCAAAUGGGUCUCACAAAAUCGAGCUAUACCUUGGCAACUUGAACAAUCAAUGAACGCAAUCAGCGUAGCAAAAUUGCAGCUGCAACACCUUGAAGUACAUCAUAUUCGGCGAGAAAGAAAUGACAUGGCUGAUUUGCUAGCGAGAGAAGGAGUUAGGCGCUCAUCUGAUUUUACGUGAGAUGGUUCUAAAAAAAAAAACUGCUGGGCAAAAUAUGUUUUGGAGCGAACUGUGAGUACGUUUUGCCCUGCUGGAUCAACUGUGCUAUGGGUAAUACUUGAAACUUCAAACAUUGCUACAACACUGCGCGUGUAUGUCUCCUAUGUGGUCUAAACACUGGAUGCAUAGGUUGUGGUCGAAAUACUGGGUGAGUGGGUGUGUGUGUUUGUGGGUUAAACACUAGGUGUGUAUGUGUGUGCUGUGUUCUCUCCAAAGGGUGUGUGUGUUGUGGUCCAUACACUGGGUGAGUGUGUUUGUGGUUUAAACACUGGUUUUGUGCAUGUGUGUGCUGUGUUUCCCUCCACUGUGUGUGUUUGUUGUGCUCCUUACUCUGGGAGUGUGUGUUUUGUGGGCUAAACACUGGGUGUGUGUGUUUUCUUUAGUCUAAUCUCUGGGUUUUUCUGUGGAGGUGUCCCGCUUUUGGUGUUCUUUGGUCUUUUCUCUGGGUGUGUGUGUCAUGUGCUUCUUUUCCCUCUUUGAGUCUUGUCUUGGCCUUCCUUUUGACUCUGCUGCUUGCGCCCAGCAAGAGUGGCCUCUUUCGGUUCUUCGUUUUGUUCCUCCCCUUUUUUCUCCCUUUUGGUGCUCCCCUUUUGUUCUUCCUCCUUCUCAUUUUUUCACUGGUGUCUUCUUCUUUAUGCCAUUUUCUUGCGUUUUUGUGUCUUUUCUCGGCUCUUUGUGCUCCUGUUUUAGCACUCUGGUUCCCUUAUCUUGUGAGUGCUCUCUCUUCAAAAUAUCAGAGCAACCUUUAACAAUUAUUUUCAAAUCUUGUAUGGAUAUGCUCUGGAAGGUAGGGUUUUGUCCCCUAUCACUGGAGUUUUUUCCAGCUGAAGAUGAUGCCAGCACGGUUUAGGAUCACAACAAGGUGGUACCAGUACAUGUGAUCCUCAGAUAGAAGAGGUGGAAUGCAAGCACAACCGCACGGACGCACCCUACCUUGAUGAUACAAGAGUUCCAGAACAUAGACCAAUUUUGAAGCUCAUAUACAAAUUGAUGAUACAAGAGUUCUGCUCCAAAACCACAGCAUCCAGCUCAGUUUCAUGUAGUUGUCUCUUUAAAAAUCAGAUUAAGGACUCUCAACUGGUGAAAUCAACGGCAAAUCAGAUGCAUGCCCCAUGCAUCUCCAAGAAGUCUUCAGUUUUAUCUAACCAUUGUCAUCUCCCAACAUCCACAACCUGCUGCUCUCCACCCUCAAUCAUUAAGGAUAUUAAUUAGAUACAUAGCUAUUUUGUAAUUUUGUUACUGGUUCUUGCUUGUUUUUCUCAGGCCAUCUUUUCUGAUGCCUUGUUGUUUUCUUUUGUUUGCUGGUUGAAUAUAUUGUUGUUUAUCAAAAAAAAA
This is a messenger RNA of Tripterygium wilfordii, 3374 nucleotides long. RefSeq names its product probable trehalose-phosphate phosphatase J. Gene Ontology annotation, biological process: trehalose biosynthetic process. The record is from RefSeq and is a predicted model, not a curated record. Gene Ontology annotation, molecular function: trehalose-phosphatase activity. The transcript is spliced from 12 exons. Lineage: Eukaryota; Viridiplantae; Streptophyta; Magnoliopsida; Celastrales; Celastraceae. The coding region runs from base 269 to 1360 and encodes 363 amino acids.